Molecule: messenger RNA, 1654 nt
Organism: Branchiostoma floridae (Florida lancelet)
Lineage: Eukaryota; Metazoa; Chordata; Leptocardii; Amphioxiformes; Branchiostomatidae
Product: protein shisa-4-like
Exons: 6
Coding region: 35-1015 (326 amino acids)
Cellular component (GO): membrane
Source: RefSeq, a predicted model, not a curated record
CUUGACGGACCAGAACUGACCGCAGUACCCGACCAUGUGCAGCGGCGGGGAUGAGGGUUGCUGCCGGUUCCGCGGCGGAUGCGUCCACUGCCUUGGUUGGACCCUGAUCGUGCUCGGCGUCGUUGGCGCCGUCCUGGCCGUAGUCCUGGACGCCUUGUACGCGCAGUACUUCUUUGCACCAAUCACAAUGAUCAACGGGCCCAUCUGGGGCGGCGUUUUUGUGAUAGUCACCGGAGGACUUGCUGUGUGUAGCGGAAGAAACCCGGAGAAGAAGGGCAAAAUGGUUGCCGCUCUAGUUCUGAGUAUUUUCGCCACCAUGGCCGCCAUGUGCAUCUGGAUCUUGGCCCUGCUCGGCAUGCUUAUAGACGGACCCCAAUGUGGAUUCUUCCGCAGAGGUCCGGAUCGAUGGUUUAGCGGUUAUUUAUACAGUUGGUAUGGGUUGGAGGAAGAAGACGAUUGGAAAAACAUCGACUGCACACCAGCAUAUGCACUGCAUGCCCUGCUGAUCGUCAUCGGACUGCUAGAGGUCGCUCUUGCACUGGCCGUGUCCAUCAUGAGCUGCUGUGGGACCUGCUGCGCUCCCCGAAAUGAAACCCAGGGCGCCGCGUACACGUCAGAUGGACAGCAGGUCAUCAUCAUCCAGGGCGGAGCCGGUCCGGGACAGCCAUCUCCCCAGCCCGGUCAGAAGCCCUACCCGGUACAGCAAUUACCUACUGGACAACAGCAGCUAUACCCUGGACAGCAACCACCCUACCCGGUACAGCCUUCUCCUGGACAGCAACCACCCUACCCUGGGCAGCCGAUCCCCGGACAGCAGCCGCCCUACCCUGGACAGCAACCAUCUUACCCGGUACAGCCAGCCCCAGGACAGCAACCAUACCCGGUACAGCAACAGGUGCCCUAUCCGGUACAACCUCAGAUGCAGUACAGUGCCCCUCCGCCAGACCAGAGCGGCGCUGUUCCAUCGGCGCCCGCACCAAGCUACGACGACGCUGUGAAGGGCGAGAAGAUAUGAACAGAACCCAGGAGACCGUAGUUAAUACUUUUAGUGCUAACAAGAUGUGUGUGUUUUAAAGGCUUUCUUCUCCAUUUGCAAUGGAGACUGACUAUGAAUACGGCAGCUACAUAUACUUAUUUGCUUUUAUGGCAUCAUUUUACACGAGAUGCACUAAUGUCAAUGAAUAUACAAAAUUGAUACUCAAUUGAUAUUCAAUAUGUGACGGCACAAUUAAGUGUAAUGUUUACGUAAGUGACAGCUAGCAACAGCCAUGAUAUAGGAAUUGAAAAAAAAAAACAGAAAGCCAAAAGGUGAAAAGACAAUGUAGUUCACAUGCGCCUCAAAAUGCCAAAAUGCUAUCUUGCAAUUAUGUGUACUGAAUCCAGUAGGAAUUUCCUCAAUUUCGAGGAAGGGAUUCCUCAUCAAAAAGGACUAUAACUUCGGCAAUGUUAUCCACUAUUCCAAAAUCAGGAACUUUUCCUCUACAACUACAACGUUACCUCAAAAACUACAACGUUACCUCUAUAACUUAAGACUUGCCCAUAGAAUUGAUGUUGGUAGGGACAGCAUGGAACCCUCAAGUAAUGUAUCAGAUUCUAACAAGAAGUCUUGCAUGACUUGAUGUGUACCUAAAGUGAAACUUUAUUUGCGUGGCAG